AUGGAGGCACUUGGGAAUUUGGCAUUCGACAGAGGAAGGAAGUGUUACCAUUUGCGUGAUAAUCUAAGGUCGCUCGAAAUGAAGUUGCAAAGAUUAAGCAACAGGAAAAUUGAUUUCGAGUCGAAAGUGAAAGUUGCAGAAAGAUCAGGUACUAAGAAAAGGAAAAGGGAGGUUGAGAAUUGGUUUGAGGAGGUAGCAAAAAUAGAGAAUGAAUUCGUUGCAUUGAAAACGAGGGUAGAACAGGGUAAUCUUCUAAAAUAUGCAUUUAGCAGUGGGGAUGGAGUGGAGAAAAUGGACAAGUUUGUAGAGCAACUGAUGGUGCAAAGUGAUAGUGAUCAUUUUGCUGAGCUUUGCCUUGAGGCUUCUGAGAGCAGAGGUGAGCCACGAGAGACAAUAAAAUUACUUGGAAAAAGGUUUUGCAAAGGUCUGGAAACAAUCCCGGCAUGGUUGGACACCAAUGAGAUCUUAAGGAUUGGGAUAUGGGGGAUGGGAGGUGUGGGUAAGACUACUUUGGCGGAACACAUCCAUAAUCAUCUCCUUGAGAAUACUCAAUUCAAGGUUUAUUGGAUUUCUGUCUCUCAAGAUUUUAGCAUCAAAAAGCUGCAAGGUGACAUUGCUAAACACCUAAGGCUUGAUCUGUCAAACGUGGAUGAUGAAGGAGCAAGGGCACGCAGGUUGCGUGACGCAUUCGAGAAAAUGGAGGAAAUGGUAGUGCUCAUAUUGGAUGAUGUUUGGGAAGACUUUGGUUUAGACAGGGUAGGGAUUCCUCUUGAUGCACUAAAUCGCAGAUUGAUUUUGACUACACGCUCGUUAGACGUGUGCAACCGGAUGCAAUGCCAAAGCAAUUUUGAGUUGAAAACAUUGGACACAGAGGAAGCUUGGGGUUUGUUCGAGCAUACACUUGGCAGCGAGACCUCCAGUGAUGGAGGUUUGAAAGAUAUUGCCAAGUCCAUCACGGAAAGGUGCGAUGGUUUGCCUCUUGGUAUUGUCACAGUGGCUGGGAGCAUGAGAGGUGUGAGAGACAUCUGUGAGUGGAGAAAUGCAUUGGAAGACUUGAAAGCAUGUUCCGUCGGGCACGAUGAGAUGGAAAAAAAGGUGUUUCGCAUCCUGGAAUGGAGUUUCAAUCGCCUGAAUGAAUGUCAAAGGAAUUGCUUCUUGUAUUGCUCUCUUUAUCCGGAAGAUUGGAAAAUAAAAAGAAAGGAACUAAUAGACCUUUUUAUUUGGGCAGAGUUGAUGCCAAAACGGAACUCAAGGUCAGAAGAUAUUGAUGAAGGUCAAACGAUAUUAAACAAACUGAUAAGAUUUUGCCUGCUGGAAGAAACAAAAGAUUCCGAAGGGGAUGACCAUGUAAAGAUGCAUGAUUUGGUCAGAGAUAUGGCAAUGAGGAUCACGAAUGGAAACUCCAAACUAAAGAUGAGUGGAGUUGUACCACGCUUCUUGGUCAAAAGCUUUGUAUGGAGGCGUUCAAAAGUAAUACUGGAACAAAAAGAAUGGACAGAAGAUCUCCAUGCAGUCUACUUUCAUACAUUUGGAAGCGCAGAAAUAGAAGUUCCACCAGGCUGGUCACCGAAUUGUCCUAAGCUCUCAACCUUGCUUCUUCCCCAUUUUUCCAUAAAAAGAAUCCCAGAUUCUUUCUUUCGGCACAUGUGUGGACUUAAAGUUUUGAAUCUAGAAGGGUGCAAAGAUAUAACAGAGUUGCCUAAUUGUGUUUCAGACAUGGUGAAUCUCACUGCUUUGAUUUUGGGGGGUUGUGCACGCCUCAUGUCUGUGCCACCACUGGGAAAGCUCAAGCAAUUGAGGGAUUUGGAUUUAUCAUGCACUAGCAUUCAGGAUUUACCUCAAGGUUGGGAGUCACUGGUCAACCUUGAAAGGCUUAACUUGAAAGACUGUCAGACUUUAGGUUUAAAGAUAAUACCAAAAGGGACAUUUUCCCAAUUCCACCGUCUUCAACUGCUAUUAUUGCCACCCUUUGGUAAGUGGCCAAAAUACUAUAAUGUUUAUAUCAACGACAUCUUAACUAAGAAUCGGGGUUAUAUGUAUUAUCAGAAACAACUGUAUUUUCAUCAGUGUAAGCUUGGUAGAGGAUCGAACUAUCUGCCAGAUGAUUUGAAGAGUUUGGAAAUCGUGGAUUGUGAAGGCAUGGGCAUUAGGUGCUUGUCAGAUUCGACUCUGUCAUCUCGAAGAGCUAGGCUCUCCGGGUUGCCAAAUCUAGUUGGUCUUUUUUACGGAGAAUCAGAACCAUAUUUGCUUCCAAUUGGCACCUUUUUUUCCCUCAAAAUAUUGUGGAUUUCUGAAUGUCACAACGUGAAGCAGCUAUUCACAGUGCAGUUGCUGCAGAACCUUCAAAAUCUUGAAACAUUAAGUGUUGAAGAUUGUGAAGGAUUGGAGGAGAUAGCAACAGAUGGCAAUAGAGCAGGACAAGGAGGAGGAGAAGGCAUCCAAUUGACUUCAAGUGGAGCCACUGCCACCGUCAUCCUUCCAAAAUUAAGGAGAUUGACUCUGAAUAGGCUGCUGCAACUGAAGAACAUUUGCAAGGCAGCCAUGAUCUACGAUUCAAUUAAGGAGAUUGAAAUAUUCGAUUGUCCAAAGGUAAAGAGGCUGCCUUUGUUUCUUCCUACCACCAACGGUCUACCAUCUCCUCCCAGCACUCUUCGUAAAAUUAGGGGAGAUGUAGAAUGGUGGGAAUUAUUAGACUGGGACAGUCGCUACCCAAAAAAUGCCCUUGACCCAUUGUUCAUAGCAAAGGGGUGA
Coffea arabica (coffee) is the source of this 2751-nucleotide messenger RNA. Its product is annotated as putative disease resistance protein At4g10780. Gene Ontology annotation, molecular function: ADP binding; ATP hydrolysis activity. NCBI's taxonomy places the organism in Eukaryota, Viridiplantae, Streptophyta, Magnoliopsida, Gentianales, Rubiaceae. The record is from RefSeq and is a predicted model, not a curated record.